This is a messenger RNA of Volvox carteri f. nagariensis, 1521 nucleotides long. RefSeq lists its product as uncharacterized. NCBI's taxonomy places the organism in Eukaryota, Viridiplantae, Chlorophyta, Chlorophyceae, Chlamydomonadales, Volvocaceae. The record is from RefSeq and is a predicted model, not a curated record. The coding region runs from base 74 to 1300 and encodes 408 amino acids. The transcript has 10 exons. Gene Ontology annotation, molecular function: oxidoreductase activity, acting on the CH-OH group of donors, NAD or NADP as acceptor; zinc ion binding.
UUCUAUAACUGGGCCGUGAGGGAAACGUUUUACGGCCGUCAGGGUGAACUGUUUUUUACGGAACAUUUACAACAUGAUUUCCCUCGGCGCUGGCUCGCUGAAGGCCGCUUCUAUCAAAACUGGACUAGUGCCAGAGCGAAUCUUGCAGGCGCAUUGCAAGGCUUUAAAAAGCCGCGGGUUUUCCAAGGAUUCUGGAGCUCAGGUGAAGCGGGGCGACUCUGCUAUUUGCAACUUUUUGACUGCUGAAAAGGAUGGUUUCCUUUCCAACAACGCCAAGCUCCUGUCACGUCGCGGCUGGGCUGUUCCAGAGGCUAAAGCAAAGCUUGCACGAUGGACAUAUGAGGUUGGCGAGCUGAAGCCGCACGAGGUGGACAUUCGCGUCACCCAUAACGGGCUCUGCCACACUGACAUGCAUAUGCGAGAUAACGACUGGGGCGUGUCCGCCUUCCCUUUUAUCCCUGGCCAUGAGGUCGUGGGUGAGGUGGUGGCGGUCGGCAGCGAUGUGACAGGACUCCGUCCUGGAGACCGCGCGGGUGUGGGCUGGAUCAGCAACUCCUGCCGCGUGUGCGCAAACUGCAGGCGUGGCGAGGAGAACAUUUGCGAGAAGGGCUACACAGGUCUGAUCGUUAUGGGCAACCAUGGCGGAUUUCAGGAUGUCUGCCGCGUGAAUGCCGACUUCGUGUACCAGAUUCCUGACGGCCUGGAUUCCGCGCAUGCGGCCCCGCUGCUGUGUGCCGGUAUCACUGUGUAUUCGCCACUGCGUGCGCACAUCAAGCACCCCAACACCCGUGUGGCGGUGUUUGGCGUGGGCGGUCUGGGCCAUCUAGCACUGCAGUACGCGCACAAGAUGGGAGCGGAGGUAACGGCCAUUUCGGGUCACCAGGACAAGGAAGAUGAGACUCGUAGGAUGGGCGCCGACCAUUUCGCGGUGUGGGGCCGCGAUAACCAGAAGCUUUAUGGCUCUUUUGGCAUCUUGAUCAACACCGUCAGUGCUGACGUGGACACCGCAGAGCUGAUGCGCCUGCUUGCGGUGGACGGCACGCUGGUGCAGGUGGGUAUCCCUGGCGGCGGUGCUGUGAUGCAUCUCCCCCUCCAGGACCUGGUCUUUGGUCAGAAGCACGUGGUGGGCAGCAUCGUGGGCGGUCGAGCUGACAUGCAGGAGAUGCUCAACUUCUCCGCUGUUCACGGCGUCAAGCCUCUGGUAGAGACGUGGCCUCUCUCCAAGGUAAACGAGGCCAUGCAACACGUGGUGGAGGGCAAGGCGCGCUAUCGAGUGGUGCUUACGUCGGACUGGCAGUGAGCUGAACACGUGACCUGUACUACAUGCAUUCACAGUACGUGGCAGGGCAUUUCCUUGUUCCGGCACCAAACGAGGGAUUUCUUCUACGUGAUGCUCUAUCGGCGGUGGCGGGCGGACGGAUGGCGAGAGUUGCGGAUGGCAGCCUAGUGCCAUGUGCUGCACUACGGGCCCGUACUGCGGUACGCACGUGUGCCUGUGAUGAGCAAUUUCUGUGGCCCUGU